AUGAGCCGCUACGACGAGCUGCCUUGGAAGUUUGAACCGAGACCAAGCACCAGCCAGCGGCUAAACAUCCAUACUUCCCCAAAUACUAACGCCAGAACCAUCCAGAACAUCAAGCAGUGCAAACACAUCCCCGAGGCGGAUGUGGAGGAGCUCUGCUCCAAGGUUAUCGAGUUGCUCAUCCAGGAGGCCAACAUCCAGCAUGUGGACACGCCUGUGACUAUCUGUGGCGACAUCCACGGCCAGCUCCACGACCUCUUGACACUUUUCAAGACCGGAGGCGAGUGUCCUGGAACCCAGUACCUCUUUCUAGGGGACUUUGUGGACCGUGGAUUCUACUCUCUCGAGAGCUUCCUCCUCUUGGUGGCACUCAAGGUACGGUAUCCAGACCGUAUCACGCUAGUCAGAGGCAACCACGAGUCCCGUCAGAUCACCACCGUGUACGGAUUCUACGACGAGUGUGUCCGCAAGUAUGGUUCCGUCAACGUGUGGCGGUACUGCUGCGAGGUGUUCGACUACCUCUCGUUGGGAGCCAUUGUGGGAGGCAAGGGAGGUGUUUUCUGCAUCCACGGAGGCUUGAGUCCUGACAUCGAGACCGUGGACCAGAUCCGGAUCUUGGAUCGCAAGCAGGAGGUGCCCCACGAAGGUGGCAUGUGUGACUUGCUCUGGUCGGAUCCAGAGGACGUCCAGGGAUGGGCUAUUAGUCCCAGAGGCGCUGGAUUCUUGUUUGGCGAGAACGAGGUCAAUACGUUUUUGCACCACAACAACAUCCUGUUGAUUGCGCGGGCGCAUCAGUUGGUGAUGGAAGGCUACAAAGAGAUGUUCAACCAGGGUUUGGUGACGGUGUGGCUGGCGCCCAACUACUGCUAUCGGUGUGGCAACAUCGCGUCGGUACUCACGAUCGACGACGACUUGAACCGCGAAUACAAGGUGUUUGAGGCGGCCACACAAGACGUGGGGGCCAUUCCGUCCAAGAAGCCGGCGGUGGAGUACUUUAUCUGA
Suhomyces tanzawaensis NRRL Y-17324 is the source of this 999-nucleotide messenger RNA. It is a transcript of the gene PPH3, whose product is annotated as phosphoprotein phosphatase PP4 catalytic subunit. The record is from RefSeq and is a predicted model, not a curated record. Lineage: Eukaryota; Fungi; Ascomycota; Pichiomycetes; Serinales; Debaryomycetaceae. The transcript has a single exon. The coding region runs from base 1 to 999 and encodes 332 amino acids. Gene Ontology annotation, molecular function: protein serine/threonine phosphatase activity. Gene Ontology annotation, cellular component: nucleus; cytoplasm. Gene Ontology annotation, biological process: double-strand break repair via homologous recombination; peptidyl-serine dephosphorylation.